AUGCAGCUUGUAGAUCGAGGCAACGCCCUCUCCGCGACGGAGCAUCCCACCCAAAUAGCAGGACGACUCUACCACACGGACUCUCGAAAUGAGCCUCACAUGAGCAAAGAAAUUGCGUUGAGCGACAGAGUUAUACUGAAAAUCGGGCGAGACCAACUCGCAAAUUCGUUUUCGAUUGGUCAAGAUGCGGAAAACUAUGUAUCGAGGAAGCACUGCGAAGUCUACGUCGUCCUCUACGAACUCGGUAUAAGUCAUGUCUACGUUCGAGAUCGCAAAUCUUGCAAUGGGACCUUCGUAAACGGCCUCUGCAUCGGAGACUCGCAUCGAAUGUCACCAGGUUACUUAUUGACCGACGGCGACAUAAUUGAGAUUCGACCUUACUGGCAGUUUCUGUUCAAGCAGGAGACUCUUGCGCCGGAAGACUCCCUCAACAAGCUACAAAUGCAGGAGUCACAGCUUUUUAAAGAAAAGUACACGAUUAAGCCUCGUGUGCUAGGCGCUGGGAGCCAAGGUUCGGUCCACCUUGCCGUCAAUACGGCUUCCAAGACGCAGCUCGUGUGCAAAAUCAUAAAUUUGAAGCAAGCAGGUACCCGUGGGCAACAGCCGUCAUCUCAAAAACUGUUACAAGAGUCCGACAUACUUCGACAACUAAAACAUCCCAACAUCCUCACUUACGUCGACGCCGUGUGGUCGCCUCAUACCCUGUAUCUUUUUACGGAAUUGGCCUCUGGGGGUGAUUUAUUGUCGUACAUCAAUCAGCAUGACUCAAUUCCAGAGUUUGACACGCGCAUUAUCGUGAGACAGAUAACUCGAGCCCUCCAUUGGCUGCACCAACGCAACAUUCUUCACAGAGAUCUAAAGCCGGAGAACGUACUUUUCGCAUGCUCGCCUAAGAUUGCCUACCAAAGAGUCAUGCUAUCUGAUUUUGGUUCCUGCGCACUAGCUCUCAGUAAUAAACUGAAAACCAAUGUCGGAACGCAAAACUUUCAAGCACCCGAGGUCAUCAAAGGCGAGAAGCAGACCACCGCUGCUGACAUUUGGUCGCUUGGCAUAAUCUCCUUGCUGCUAGUUUCCGGCUGCGGACUUGAUGGGAUCGAUGGUUUAGUACGGCUGGACCAGAGCGCUCUUCGGAUUAUUCUACACGAUCUGCUUAGCCACUGCCCAAAAGCGUCCGUCAAUGCAAAGAGCUUUGUCCUGAGUUGCAUGAAGACCAAGGCAAGCGAUAGAAUCACCUCUGACGAGGGCGAGCGGCCGCUGCCCACGCAGUUGCCGGAUGUUCUGGAGCAGAGCCAGCCACGUCGCCUCUCCGACACCGUCGACUUUCAGCAGCUAGCAAUUGCGCAGUACGUGCAGAUGGGUAGGGCCAAGGUCGCGCAGGACUCGUCGGUCAUGCCCAACAAUAACAGGCAGCGAGUAGUCAAGGUUCGGCGUCAAGCUCAACAAUCCUCGAAUCACGCCAACAAGCCUCCCAAAGGCCGCGUCCAUGAUGGCCGUGUGGAAAUCCUGCAAAAGCUGAAGAGUACGAAUACAAGGUUUUUGAAGGACUGA
This is a messenger RNA of Beauveria bassiana ARSEF 2860, 1548 nucleotides long. RefSeq names its product meiosis-specific serine/threonine-protein kinase mek1. The coding region runs from base 1 to 1548 and encodes 515 amino acids. Lineage: Eukaryota; Fungi; Ascomycota; Sordariomycetes; Hypocreales; Cordycipitaceae. Gene Ontology annotation, biological process: protein phosphorylation. The transcript has 8 exons. The record is from RefSeq and is a predicted model, not a curated record. Gene Ontology annotation, molecular function: protein kinase activity; protein binding; ATP binding.